Messenger RNA from Cladophialophora immunda, 1335 nucleotides. RefSeq lists its product as uncharacterized. The coding region runs from base 1 to 1335 and encodes 444 amino acids. The transcript has 4 exons. Lineage: Eukaryota; Fungi; Ascomycota; Eurotiomycetes; Chaetothyriales; Herpotrichiellaceae. The record is from RefSeq and is a predicted model, not a curated record.
AUGGACAACUUGCGGGACCAUGGUGAUCCGCCAUCAAACGAGUCAGCCAGCGAUUCUGAGAAAGAGCACGAGGUGGCAUCUGAUCAGAACGUGGACUCUUUAGUCACCGAUUUUGUCCAGGCUCAUGAACGCCCUACCACCAGCGCCUCAAAAUCGCCAGCUUCAGCCCCGAGGCUGCCUUAUCCCGUGGUCAUCCCUCAACGGCGACCCGGGAACAAGCAACGGGGCUUCGUCGAGGCGUACGCGCCGGCGCUGGGACAGUACGAUAUCGACCAAGAUACCUUCCUGGAGUUCAUCCGUGCAAUGAACAAGGCCAUCAAGCAAAACGCAUGGCUCGCAGCCAUUCAGCUAGCCGCCGUGGGCGCUUCGUUUGUCCCCAACGGCAUUGCCGCGGGCGUCUCUUUGGCUGUCCAGUUUGUCGCGGGUGCAAUUGCACAGGCCGAGGCCAAGUGGAGGACCAAUUCGUUCUUGGACCGGAUGAACAGAGAAUUCUUCCGUCCUCGGGGGCUAUUCUGUCUCCUCAUGUCGUACAACCCAAUCACUAUGGCGCCGAAGAGCGCAGGCGAUGAUCCCGAUGCCGUAUCCAAAGCGCUCUUGUCUUCGUCGUCCACUUCCAAGCAGACCUUGACUGCCCGGACAAAGAAGAAUCUUCGAAAUCCAGUAGCCGCUACAGCGGAAGGAGAGGACAGCCUGCCCACUAGCACGGCCCCGUUGAUCUAUCCGGAAACCAUUGGUGUAGAUAGGCCGCGGUCGCCGGGUGAGCCAGAGCAGAAGCAAAAGCUUGGUGCUCGGCUAAAUCAGUACUUUGACAAACGAGCCCAAGCGCGAUAUGCGAAAGAAAGUAAUGGAGACAUCCUCUCGAACCCGGAGCCGGUCCAAUUCAAGAACAAGUACCUGGACCCGAACUCUGCCGCAAGUAACGGCGGCCUCCUAGGUCUGGUAUCGGGAGGGCGUCUCACGCGCGAUCCUGAGAAAGUUAAACAGAGCACGCAGGCUGCAAUGGCGUCCCAGGAGCAAGCCAUUCGAGAGCAACAGUCGGCCAUGAUGGUAGCCAUGCAACAGCAACUCCAAGCCAUGAACCUCCCGCCCGAGCAACAACAAGAGUACCUGAAGCAGUACCAGGAUCUGUACAGCCUUCAGCUACAGCAGAUCCAACAGCAGUCAGACUUGGUCGAAAAGGGGCAAUGGCAGCGUCGUAUCGUGCGAGAUAUUCUGUAUUUGAUGAUUGUCGACAUGCCAUCCGAUGCAGAAAUGGCUGUUGCCCGCGGACAGCUGAACAGCGCGGGCCAGGUGCAGCCAACGGACGACGUUAGGUUCACGGCCGUGGACAUAUAG